AUACUAGCACCAAGCCCUCACCUACAGUGCCGGUUCAUGAAUAAAGCCGUAUCAUUGACUGCAUACGAGUGGGGGCGAAAGAGAGCGCGCGUAACCUAGGUCCUCAGUGCGAAGUGAGAGGCGCGCGCGUCGAACGUACGACCGACUGGCCUCCUCACAUACAAACUCGCGAAAAUCAACUCUAAUAGUCACGCAUAAAGUGCAUAUUCCUGUGUAGUGUGCUGUGAAUUUCUAGUGUGAAAUGAGUGAAGAAAACGCAAUAGGAGACGAUUUGAAAAGACAAGCGGCAAUGUUCUAUAAUACUACGGAAAGAGACCGAUCACAAGAGCACCAAGCGACAUGGUGCUUCUGGCGACGGCGGAGGCUCAUCGUGGCUCUCCUAGCGUUCUUCGGGUUCUUCAAUGUCUACGCGUUACGCGUCAACUUAUCCGUCGCCGUGGUCGCCAUGACGGAACCCGUAGAGACGAAGCUAGAAAACGGAACUGUUGUGUUUAUACCAGAAUUUGACUGGAGCUCCCAAACCAAGGGUUUAGUCCUGUCAUCGUUCUUCUACGGGUACCUGGUGACGCAGCUGCCCGGCGGCUGGCUCGCAGCUAAAAUAGGAGGUAACAGAAUGUUCGCCAUCGGGAUAGGGGCGACAUCUCUACUUACGUUGUUUACGCCGCCGCUGGCACACACCAGUACUUCACUCCUCAUCGCUGUAAGAGUAGUAGAGGGACUGUUUGAGGGUGUGACAUACCCCUGCAUCCACGCAGUAUGGUCCCGCUGGGCGCCAAGCGAGGAGCGAGCACGACUAGCAACGUUCGCCUUCAGCGGGAGCUACGCGGGCACCGUGGUGUCCAUGCCGCUAUGUUCCUUGCUGGCACACUAUACGGGCUGGCCAGGCAUAUUCUAUGUGUUCGGUAUAAUGGGACUAGUGUGGACAACAGUCUGGUGGCUGGUGGUAAAAGAGUCACCAGAAAAGGACCCCCGGAUAUCUCCAGCGGAGUUAAAAUACAUACAGGACUCACGGGGUACUCAAGCUAUCGAAGGGUCCAAAAUUAGGCACCCGUGGCGGGCCAUGUUGACCUCAGGGCCCGUGUGGGCCAUAGUCAUGGCCCAUUUUAGUGAAAACUGGGGGUUCUACACACUGCUCACAUUCCUGCCUACAUUUAUGCAAGACGUGUUCAAGUUCGAGACAUCGGCGACUGGCUGGCUGUCUGCGGUGCCGUAUCUCGCCAUGGCUAUAAUUCUACAGGUGGCGGGUCACCUCGCGGACUGGGUGUUGAGAAAAGGGUACAUGUCGCGCACUAAUGUCAGAAAACUGUUCAACUGCGGCGCUUUUCUUGCACAGACGAUUUUCAUGGUGGCGGCCUCAUACGCGUCGACGGUGACAGGCUGCUUAGUGAACCUCACCAUCGCCGUCGGUCUGGGAGGAUUCGCUUGGUCCGGAUUCAGCGUAAACCAUUUGGACAUAGCUCCGCCGCACGCCAGCGUGCUGAUGGGUCUCUCCAACACCGUGGCGACAUUGCCCGGGAUCAUAAGUCCGCCCCUCGCCGGCUCCAUUGUCACUGACAAGACAGCGGAGCAAUGGCGCGUCGUGUUCUUCAUAUCCAGCGCCAUCUAUCUGCUCGGCGCGAUAGUGUAUGGCUUCCUGUGCUCCGCCGAGCGGCAGCCGUGGGUACUAGAAUGUGAAGACCCUAGCUUCGACACAGAUGGCGCCUCCGUCACCACUGCGAAAGGCUACGAUAAUAAGGCCAUGGACCACAGCGAAAUGUAAAACUGCUCACAAAAUAGAAAAAUGAUAAACCUAAAAUCUAUAGACGUAGGUGUUUUAUCCUAAAUAUAUUAAAACGUCACUCACGUAGGGGAGACCGAGGUGAGUAAUAGCAAUAGCGCGCGUUUGUUAGUUCAAGCAAAGAUAGAUAUAGAGUUUUGAAUGAUUCACGGUUAGUUUCACUAGACUUAUAUUGACCGGGAUAUAGACCGUGAUUACCUUUUGUAUUAUUUGUGAGCUCCCGAUAUUUCGACGCAGUUACAUGCAUCAUGUUCACGGGUGACUGAAGAUAGCGGGUGGGUGUCAAAGUUGUGUAGACAGCGCUCUGUCUACCCUCAUUCUUGCGCGUCGGCUGCGUUCACUUUCAACGUUACCAACGGUCGCAUUCACACUUGUUGGUCCGGUCGCGUUCACACUCGUUGGUCUGUCCAAACACACUACACUCACGGUGUCACUACGCGUGUUUGAUUCGGAUAUCACUGGUUUUUUACACAAACAAAUCACAGGAUUCCACACAUUUGACAGUUUAAACCCAUCUUCACGAUUAAAAUUUUUGUAUUUGUGAAUUUCAACGGCUUCUCUUACCAAUCUUGGUAUAUAGUGGCGUUCUGUCGAAAUGACCUUGGGACUAUGCAACUCGAUCCAGUGAUUUGUACCCGACUCAAGGAGAUGCUGAGCAAUAGCUGACUUGCGAACGUCAUUGUUCUUGACCGCAGCAAUGUGUUCUUUAAUUCUGCAGGCAAUAGUGCGUUUGGUCUGCCCAAUGUACGAACUACCGCAGCUGCACUCAACUUUGUAUACACCAGGUUUUUCCAGGGGAAAAUUGUCUUUGGGCGACCGCAGAAAUUGUGCAAUUUUCCUGUGCGGGGUGAAGAUAGUUUUUACAGAGUAGUUAUUUAGUAUUUUUGAUAUCUUGUCUGUCACACCCUUGACGUACGGCAUAAACGCUGGCUGUCUCUCAACGCGAUGAGUAAGGCGCUUGGUUUUUGUGUCCCGCUUGUCCAUGUUAACUCUGUAGCCAUUCAUCCUCAGGACACUCUGAACAUGGUUCAGCUCCUGGUUUAGAUGUAGCGAGUCACACAGAGCGUGUGCUCGAUUAGUCAGUGAUGCCACAACCGAGUUUAACUGUCUGGGAUGAUGGUGCGAGCUCGCGUGUAAAUAGCGGUCCGUGUGAGUCGGUUUCCUAUAGACUGAGUGUCCCAGCAUGCCACAACCUGUAACAUUCAGUCUCACAUCCAGAAACGCAAUACUCCUUUCUUGUUCCAUUUCCAAUGUAAACGACAUAGAUCGGUGCAUGCUAUUAAGGUGUCCUAGCAUCAGUUCAGCUUCCUGUUUACCACCCUUAAUUAUGCAGAACACAUCAUCCACGUACCUCUUCCAAAUUUUAACGGGAACUGGGGGCGCAGAAAGGGCUAGGUGCUCAAAGUGUUCCAUCCAAAUGUUAGCCACCACUGGAGCCACCGGACUGCCCAUCGCUACUCCCUCUGCCUGUAUAUAAUAUUGCCCGCGAAACAGAAAGUAAUUUGUAGUGAGGCAGUGUUCAAGGAGCCUUACGUAUUCUAUUGGCAUGCCGUUCUCCUGGAUCUUGUUUCUUACUACCUCAAUGCUAUCAAUUACAGGUACGUUAGUGAACAAUGACUCUACGUCAAAACUGACCAUCACUUCAUCAGGUUCAAUCCUAACGUCCUGUACGAUCUCAAUAAAAUGGCGAGAGUCCUUCAAGAAUGAGGGUAGACAGAGCGCUGUCUACACAACUUUGACACCCACCCGCUAUCUUCAGUCACCCGUGAACAUGAUGCAUGUAACUGCGUCGAAAUAUCGGGAGCUCACAAAUAAUACAAAAGGUAAUCACGGUCUAUAUCCCGGUCAAUAUAAGUCUAAGAUAGAUAUAACUCCGUAAUAGAUGGAUACAGUCUAAGGAAAGAACAUGCCUCAAAAUCACGAAAAUUUGAUUCUCGAUCAGAUGGCGCCACUAGCUUUGGCCUACUCUCGUAUAGAGGGCGUUGACCGUUUCGCUUGUUAUUUAUAAUUUUAACGCAUAUCAGUGAAAGAACACGGGUCAAAAUCAUAUAAAAAUAAUUAAUGCAAAAAAAAAAAUCAUUUAUCUAUAUUUAAAUACAUUUUAACGUAUUUUUAUAAAUCUUCAUUUUUAGUUUUAAAGUGUGUCGAUAGAUGGCAGUGAUUUUACAGCGGUUACAAAAUUUACUAUGACAGUACCGCUCUAUCUUAUUAUAUCCUCUUUGCUAGAUAACAAACGCGCGUGACGUGAUAAACCCUCAGAUUAUGGUAGUGGCGCCACCUACGCAGAGUUUUGCGUAAUAUUCCCUAUUUACAACUAAUAUUAUAAGCAAAAGGAGUUGAAAAUAGAGUUCCGGUUAAUAGCUGAAAAUCGUUGAGCAUUAUCGUUCGUCGCGACAUCUAUUGUCGAGUAGCAGUGCUGAUAAUUCCGCUACUUGACGCUAGAUGUCGGCUACGAAAAUAAUAGUCGUUUUGGUAACAAAACUGAUAUAUGUGUCGUUUUCAAUCAAAAGGUACCACAUUGUCGCUUGCCAUAAGGACGCUCUGACAGGUUAUUCAUAUAAAGAUACAAUCCAAUUUCCUCCUUAUGGUAAGCGGCAAUGUACCUUUUGAUUGAAAACGUCACACUGGACUAUGGAGUGAACACUCUAUGUCUAAUUAAUUAUCUUUGAUUGGACUACUCUUUAACAAUUUUUCUACUCUCUAAUUUUUGUAUGCCUUUUAUUUUAAAUAAGUUUAAUAUUAAGUUAAAAUACGUCUUAAUCUGGUUCCUAUUUGACUAAACUGACUCUUUUCCGUCACAUCAAAAUGUGUCAUUGUGACGCAAAAGGUGUCACUGCAAUACCAAUCCGUCCUUUUUGAAAAACAAGGGGGUGAAUUUUGCCUGUAGACAAUUAAAAUACCUAUAUUUUCAGUUUAGCAAGAAAAAUUGCAUUUUUAAUUUUUCACUGACGCCUUGAAAGUUUUAAUGUGGCGCCAUCUAUGUGCAGAAAUAAGAAACGCAACUUUGUACGGUAGUUGACAGUUUUGUUUGCUUUAUCUCUGAUUUCGCUAUAUGUUAUUGACUUAUUUUUAAAGAAAGUAUUUUUAAUGGAAUUAUGUAUGGAAACCAGGGACCGGCCCGCUAUCCCUUAUCGGGGUUUUAUAAGGGUAUUGCAUAAGGCUUAACUCACCAUACCCUUUGCCAGACAAAACCCUUUGUUUUGGUUUUAAAAACCCUUAUAUAAAGCUACCACAUUUGAGUAAUCGGUAGCCCAAAUACCCUUACAAAACCCUUAUCAUCCGCUCACCAACACCUUGCAUAUUGCUUAUAAGGGUUAGCCUUAUAAAGGGCUUCCCUUUUAGCAUAUAAGCGUGCUAAUUUAAGUCGUCUACCUUGUUCAUAAAGCACACAUUACUUCGAAUCCGAGCGAUCGUCGGCGGCGACGGCGGCGUUCUUUGACUAGGCAAGUAUUUUCUUUCCUUUUCAUACACUACCGUAGAUAUAUACUAAUCCUGUCUCUUUCACGCAAAGGGAAACCUUUAUAAAAAGCGCUUAAAGAUAAGGGUAACCCUUAUUAAGAGCUAGCCUUAUUUUUGGUUAGCUUUUCGGUAAGGGUUAGUCAAAGGUAAGGGUAUGAAUGGGCUUGCAGCUCAAAAGGGAAAGUCUUUCAAUGUGUUAGCCGUAUUUAAGUGUCGCCCAUUGAAAGGGUUUUAUCGCGGAAAGGGUUGUCCGGUCCCUGAUGGAAACAAUCACACAGCUGGUUUCUUGAAAGCUUGUAACUUAUACGUAAUAACAAGCGGAAAUCUCUUUCUAAUAAAAGGUGUUGAAAAGAGACGUCCGCUUGUAUUCAAGAAACGGGCUCAGCUUUAGUUCUGAUAUAAAGUAAAAAUUUUCAUACAUUGACCCGCCUGGGUAUAUAUUUCUGUCACACGCACAUAAUUAUAUUUGCUGUACUUCUCGCACAGUGAUAUUGACAGCCGGCAUCAUGCGCGAGAAAGCAAUAAAGGUAACUAAGCGCGUGCGAUAGAGAUAGGAACAGGCGGGUCGAUAUAUGGAAUUUUUGGAUGGAUGGAAACUCCAAUGAUCUGUAUAUAAAUUAAAUGUGAUAAUUUGUAAGAAUAUAAUUAUGUCAAGUGUAAUGGAAAUACAUGCAUAUUAUUAAUGUAAAUGAUAUUCUGUGCUGUGCGUUGAGAAAUUAAAGAAUUUUAUGGAAA
Molecule: messenger RNA, 5971 nt
Organism: Cydia strobilella
Lineage: Eukaryota; Metazoa; Arthropoda; Insecta; Lepidoptera; Tortricidae
Gene: MFS9
Product: vesicular glutamate transporter 1
Exons: 12
Coding region: 242-1759 (505 amino acids)
Biological process (GO): transmembrane transport; monoatomic anion transport
Cellular component (GO): membrane
Molecular function (GO): transmembrane transporter activity
Source: RefSeq, a predicted model, not a curated record